Oncorhynchus tshawytscha (Chinook salmon) is the source of this 3998-nucleotide messenger RNA. RefSeq names its product calpain-1 catalytic subunit. Gene Ontology annotation, biological process: proteolysis. The record is from RefSeq and is a predicted model, not a curated record. Bases 200 to 2308 code for a protein of 702 amino acids. NCBI's taxonomy places the organism in Eukaryota, Metazoa, Chordata, Actinopteri, Salmoniformes, Salmonidae. Gene Ontology annotation, molecular function: calcium ion binding; calcium-dependent cysteine-type endopeptidase activity. Gene Ontology annotation, cellular component: cytoplasm. The transcript has 22 exons.
CCAGUUCUGUAUUUAUAUCCCUGGUUCCAGUAGGUCAGGAGAGAUCUCCACUCUCAUAGUCAGUAGAGCAGGCUAUUUGGGUCCAUUGCUACAGGCAAAUUCAAUCAAGCCCGGGCUAAAGACAUUGUAAAUGAUUUGCCUGUGCAGCACCCACCCAGGCCACUGACUGUAUUUACAGUAUAUCGUGUCCUGUGUCAGUAUGUCAGGGGGAAUCUCUGCUAGCAUAGCCACCAGCAGGCUACGAGCCGAGGGAAUGGGCUCCAACGACCACGCCGUACCCUUCCUUAACCAGGACUACGAGGCUCUGAGGCAGCAGUGUCUGGAGACGGGGUGUCUGUUCCAGGACCCCUCCUUCCUAGCUGAACCUCCCUCUCUGGGCUUCAAGGAACUGGCCCCCUACUCUGCCAAGACCAGGGACGUGGAAUGGAUGAGACCCACGGAGCUGACAGAUGACCCUCAGUUCAUCCUGGGAGGAGCUACCAGAACAGACAUCUGCCAGGGAGCGCUGGGUGAUUGCUGGCUCCUAGCAGCCAUAGCCUCACUAACCCUUAAUGAGAGGCUGCUCCACCGAGUGGUCCCUCAUGGUCAGUCCUUCCAAGAGGACUACGCUGGGAUCUUCCACUUUCAGUUCUGGCAGUUUGGUGAGUGGGUGGACGUGGUGAUUGACGACCGGCUGCCAACGAAGAAUGGAGAGCUCAUGUUUGUCCACUCGGCCGAGGGCAAUGAGUUCUGGAGCGCCCUGCUGGAGAAGGCCUACUCCAAGCUGAAUGGUUCCUACGAGGCUCUGUCUGGAGGCAGCACCACAGAAGGUUUUGAGGACUUCACCGGUGGUGUCUCUGAGAUGUACGAUCUCCGGAAGGCUCCACGGGACCUGUACAGGAUCAUCAGCAAAGCCCUGGACAGAGGCUCAUUGCUGGGCUGCUCCAUCGACAUAACCAGUGCCUUUGACAUGGAGUCGGUCACGUUCAAGAAGCUGGUGAAAGGACAUGCUUACUCAGUCACCGGCCUGAAGCAAGUGGACUACCAGGGUCAGGUGGAGAGGCUGAUCAGGGUGAGGAACCCCUGGGGACAGGUGGAGUGGACUGGGGCCUGGAGCGACAAUUCUCCUGAGUGGGAUGAGUUGGAUCCAACUGAGAGAGAGGACCUGCAUCUACAGAUGGAGGAUGGAGAGUUCUGGAUGUCGUUCCAGGAGUUCCUGAGGCAGUUUUCCCGUCUGGAGAUCUGCAACCUGACGGCGGACGCUCUGAGUGAGGACGGCCUCAGCCACUGGAACACCAUCAAGUUCCACGGCAUGUGGAGACGGGGGAGUACCGCCGGGGGCUGCCGCAACCACCCCAACACGUUCUGGAUCAACCCCCAGUAUAAGAUCACUCUGCUAGAGGAGGACGACGACCCUGAGGAUGACGAGGUGGCCUGUAGCUUCCUGGUGGCUCUGAUGCAGAAGGAUAGGAGGAGGUACCGGGGACAGGGACAGGACAUGCACACCAUCGGGUUCGCCAUCUACGAGAUUCCAGAAGAGUACAGGGGCUGUCAGAACGUGCACCUAAAGAAGGACUUCUUCCUGACCCACUCAUCCUGCGCUCGCUCGGAGACCUUCAUCAACCUGAGAGAGGUCAGCAACCGUCUCAGUCUGCCUCCAGGAGAAUACCUCAUCGUCCCCUCCACCUUCGAGUCUGGCCAGGAGGCCGACUUUGUCCUCCGAGUCUUCACUGAGAAACAGUCCGAGACAGAAGAGCUUGAUGACAUCAUAUCUGCAGAUCUGGAAGAUGAGGACCUCAUCAGUGAAGAUGACGUCGAUGACGCUUUCAGAUCCAUGUUUGCUCAGCUUGCAGGAGAGGACAUGGAGAUAUCUGUCCGUGAGCUCAGGACCAUCCUGAACAGGGUGGUGACUAGACACAAAGACCUGAAGACAGACGGUUUCAGUAUGGAGUCCUGUAGGACCAUGGUCAAUCUCAUGGAUAAAGAUGGCAGUGCCCGUCUCGGCCUGAUAGAAUUCCAAAUCCUCUGGAAUAAGAUCAGGAAGUGGCUGGUCAUCUAUAGAGAAUAUGAUAUGGACAAGUCAGGAUCCAUGAGCUCCUAUGAGAUGCGACUUGCUGUGGAGUCGGCAGGUUUUAAACUGAACAACAGGCUGAAUCAGGUCCUGGUGGCUCGCUAUGCUGAGAACGAGGCCAUAGACUUUGACAACUUCAUCUGCUGUCUGGUGAAACUAGAAGCCAUGUUUAGAUCUUUCCAGCAACUAGACAAAGAGGGAGAAGGUGUGGCUGAGAUGAACAUCACUGAGUGGCUUUAUAUGACCAUGUGUGGUUGAAGAGGACCAGUCUUAUCCCAGGAGACAGAACAGCCAAGUGCCCGGCAGAGUGUCUCUUCCCUGGGACCAUGAAGAGCUCCCUAGCCUUACUGUCCUCUGCCUGGUCCUGGACUAUAGGGCUGACCUGUACUGUGCUGAUGUUGUAUUUCCCCAUUGUCCUUUCCAGCACGGCUCCAGUCACUAUGGUGACAGCAUAACCAGUUCGGUUCAGUUCGGCCCUAUAGUGUGAAUCAGUUACUCCUGCCAAUCUACACUACAGCACGCCACCUCAGCCUGCCAAUCUACACUACAGCACGCCACCUCAGCCUGCCAAUCUACACUACAGCACGCCACCUCAGCCUGCCAAUCUACACUACAGCACGCCACCUCACCCACGCUACAUUACAGCACUCCCACUCCACCUCACCCACGCCAGCUACAUUACAGCACCCCCACUCCACCUCACCCACACCACCUCAGCCAGCCAGCUACAUUACAGCACACCCACUCCACCUCACCCACACCACCUCAGCCAGCCAGCUACAUUACAGCACACCCACUCCACCUCACCCACACCACCUCAGCCAACCCCAUAUAGCAGUGAGGGUACUAUUAGCCAUGUAAUGCAGGUUGAGACCGUUCCAAGCUAAAGACCACACACCCCAUGCUACAGGGGUUCCUUAGCUAUACAAAAUGUUGGAAUUGUUCGAUAGAAAACAGUCACUGUAGAACUGUAGAUAUGUCUGUAAACAGCAUGGAUCACAGUAUAACUUGUAUUGAAGACAUUAUUUGACUAUGCCCAGUAGGGGGCAGUAUUGACUAGUCUCAGAUCUGGUGUGUUGUUAUCAUGUUACUGCAGUUGUAGAAUGUUACUGUGUAUGAGGAAAUACAGUAUUUUAGUUAUUGAACUGAACACUCAAAUAUAUAACUGAUCUGGCUGAAAGUAUAGCAAAUCAUAGUUUUAUGGGUUUUAAAUAUUUCAUAUUCUCAUUAUUUUAGACACUGACCAAGUGUAUUGGAUUUACAAUGCGGAUUAAAGGGAUGGUUGAUGGUUGAUUUUGGGUCAGAUUAAAGGGAUGGUUGAUGGUUGAUGGUUGAUUUUGGGGCAGAUUAAAGGGAUGGUUGAUGGUUGAUUUUGGGGCAGAUUAAAGGGAUGGUUGAUGGUUGAUUUUGGGGCAGAUUAAAGGGAUGGUUCAUGGUUGAUUUUGGGGCAGAUUAAAGGGAUGGUUCAUGGUUGAUUUUGGGGCAGAUUAAAGGGAUGGUUGAUGGUUGAUUUUGGGGCAGAUUAAAGGGAUGGUUGAUGGUUGAUUUUGGGGCAGAUUAAAGGGAUGGUUGAUGGUUGAUUUUGGGUUAUUAUUAAUCUUACCUUGAGUUGUCUAUAUGGAUUAAUUAUCACUAAAACCAAAAGGAAGCUGUGAGAGAAAGAGUCCAACAUAAUAAUGAAAUCAAACAAUGCCUACUGUCUAAGAAAAUGUCUAACAAGCUGUCUCUGCCUAUAAUGAGACACAGCUCGUUAGUGACAUUUCAUUACAUAUUUCAAAGUAGUAGAUAAAAGAUCACUUUUAUUUAUCUCUAUUAUUUCUGAUUCCAUCUGAUAUCCACAUGUUGCUGUUAGAGACGUUCUGAUUGUGUCAAUCCUGUUAGUGAUUGUGAAUGUAGGGUGUGCCUUCAAUAAAGACAUGUUCAUGUUAAAUAAACUCUUGUGAAUUGA